CUGUUAGCUCACGACCGUAUCGAUCAAACAACAUUGUUUUAGGUGUCGAGAACAUGGCGUUGAACGUAGCCACGGAAAGCAAACGAGCUGUCAAUUCAAAUGUCUGCGCCGUUUACGGCAGAGUACCAUCAGUUGGAAUGGAUCGAACAAGAAUCACAUUUUGCACGGAUGUGGAUAAAUCUGUGAUCGUGCACAACUUCGAGAAACGCGGGUGGACGCAAGUUGGUCCGGAAGAUGAUUGGAAUUUUUAUUGGGCCGUUACACAAUCCUGCAGAAAUAUCUUCAGCAUAGAAACUGGAUACAGGAUGGAUGAUAACCAAAUCAUCAAUCACUUCCCGAAUCACUAUGAGCUCACGCGUAAGGAUCUUCUGGUAAAGAACAUCAAGCGGUAUCGGAAGGAUUUGGAAAGAGAGGGAAAUCCUUUGGCAGAGCGUGCAGAGGGUCCAGGCAAAUACCUGUACCUCGACUUUAUACCAGUGACUUUCGUCUUACCCGCAGAUUAUAAUAUGUUUGUGGAAGAAUAUCGUAAAUCCCCACAGAGCACCUGGAUCAUGAAGCCAUGCGGUAAAUCGCAGGGCGCCGGGAUAUUUCUCAUCAACAAAUUGAGCAAACUGAAGAAGUGGUCGCGCGAGGCAAAGACACCAUUCAAUCCAAACUUGACAAAAGAGUCGUAUGUUAUAUCCAGAUAUAUCGACAAUCCGCUGCUCAUCGGCAGCAAGAAAUUCGAUCUCCGAUUGUACGUCCUCAUCACGUCAUUUCGGCCGCUUAAAGCGUAUCUCUUUAAAUUAGGAUUCUGCCGAUUCUGCACCGUCAAGUACGACACCAGCGUUCAAGAGCUUGACAACAUGUACGUGCAUCUGACGAAUGUGUCCGUGCAAAAGCAUGGUGAUGAAUAUAACAGCAAACACGGCGGUAAGCUGAGCGUACAAAAUCUGCGUUUGUACCUGGAGAGCACGCGCGGGAAAGCGGUCACGGAGAAGCUAUUCGCCAACAUCUCCUGGUGCAUCGUGCACUCGCUGAAAGCGGUGGCACCGGUGAUGGCAAACGAUCGGCACUGUUUCGAGUGCUACGGGUACGACAUCAUCAUCGACAACAAGUUAAAACCCUGGCUGAUCGAGGUAAACGCCUCACCGUCUCUGACGUCUACAACGGUGAACGACAGGAUCUUGAAAUAUAAAUUGAUCGACAAUAUCUUGUCUGUGGUUCUGCCUCCGGAUGGCAUACCCGACGUGAAAUGGAACAAAUCACCCUCUCCGGAAGCUUUAGGCAACUUCGAGUUAUUGCUGGACGAGGAGCUGGCGGUUCAGGAUGAAAGGGAGGCUUCAUCGAGCAAGUAUCGUAGCUCUUCAUUCAAAUGCAAAUAGAUCUUACAUUUGUAUGAGUUUCUUUUUUAAUUGAUGACUACUUACUUUUUACCCCAAAAAAAUAUUUUUAUAGCAAGAUAACGUUUCAAAUAAUCCUGA
Molecule: messenger RNA, 1463 nt
Organism: Monomorium pharaonis (pharaoh ant)
Lineage: Eukaryota; Metazoa; Arthropoda; Insecta; Hymenoptera; Formicidae
Gene: TTLL1B
Product: probable tubulin polyglutamylase TTLL1
Exons: 9
Coding region: 54-1364 (436 amino acids)
Biological process (GO): protein polyglutamylation; microtubule cytoskeleton organization
Cellular component (GO): cilium
Molecular function (GO): tubulin-glutamic acid ligase activity; tubulin binding; metal ion binding
Source: RefSeq, a predicted model, not a curated record